UGACAUAAACCGUCGAGAAGCUUCGCCUGUGGCACUUUGCUUCUUGAAAAGGCGAGCUCAUAGACACGCAUCAUCUAUUCUGCUCAGUGCAGGGAGCGCGCGCCGUCUUCUCUUCUGAAGAGGCUGCGCGUAAACGGUGCCGUGCGUCACACGUACGCGCGCUGCAGUUUCUUUACAAUUACUGUUGUUAUAAUUACUGCUUCUGCUUGUUCGAAUCCUGGUGACUGCAAGGUUGAAGGACACCGGAAAAGGCUGCCUGUGCACGCAGCGGAUGCGGUGACACCCGCGGGUUCGAGUGCGCAAAGGCACCUGUGGAUGCGCCUGAUGUUUGGACUCAAACCUGCUGCAAAGAAACCGUUCACCGCAGCGUUUAGUAGAUAGCAGAUCAGACGACAUCGCACCAUGCUCCUGACUUUUUCCUCCGUGCUCGUGCCGCUGCUGAGCGCGAUCACGGGCUGCGGCUCGUCGUACGUGCCGUGCGAGCCGUGCGAUCAGAAGGCGCUGUCCAUGUGCCCGCCGGUGCCGCUGGGCUGUCAGCUGGUCAAGGAGCCGGGCUGCGGCUGCUGCCUGACGUGCGCGCUCGACGAGGGCCAACCGUGCGGCGUCUACACCGGGCCGUGCACGCGCGGGCUCCGGUGCCUGCCCAAGAACGGCGAGGAGAAGCCGCUGCACGCGCUCCUGCACGGCCGCGGCGUCUGCACGAACGAGAAGCUGUACAAACUGCUGCAGACGUCAAAAGACAGAGAAUCCCGGGAUGACGCCAUGCUCGUUGUCCCAGAGUCCAUGCUGCCCCAAUCUAAGGUGCCCUUAUAUGGCAGAGACCACAUCAGCAGUCGGAAGGCCCAGGCCAUGAAGCACGCCAAGGACCGCAAGAAGCAGCUCGCCAAGCUGAGACAAACCAGCAGCCUGGAUUACUCAGUGCACGGCCUGGAUAAACUGGAGCCCGAGGGCCCCUGCAGGAGGCGACUGGACAAUCUCAUUCAGAGCAUGAAGGACACGUCUCGGGUCUUUGCUUUGUCGCUCCACAUCCCCAACUGUGACAAAAAGGGCUUCUUCAAACGCAAGCAGUGUAAACCGUCACGUGGUCGCAAGAGGGGCAUCUGCUGGUGUGUGGACCGUUUCGGAGUAAAAAUCCCCGGUAUCAGCUACGCUGGAGGAGAGCUGCAGUGUAAAGACCUUGACAGCAACAGCAACAGCAACGAAUGAACCACCUGCAUUGCGUUGUUGUACAUGUUGAGCCCUGUUGUGUUUUAAAACCUGCCAAUCAAGCUCACACACGUAAUGACUGGCAAUCACCAAAAAAAAAAAACACCUGGCACAAACACUUACUGACAUAAACGAUAGGUGUGAUGGACUGAGAUGUUUAUUUGAAGGAAAUAAGCUGAAACAAUCUGCACCUUUCCUGAUUUUGUAAAGUUUGAGGUAAAUCCCUCAUAUCUUUAUAUCCAUAGGUAAUAGAAAUGAUAUAUAUUUGUAUGAUAUGAAUAGCAUGUUGUGUACUGAGUGGCAAACUACACACACACACACACACACAUAUAUAUAUAAA
Messenger RNA from Thalassophryne amazonica, 1546 nucleotides. RefSeq names its product insulin-like growth factor-binding protein 5. The transcript is spliced from 4 exons. Gene Ontology annotation, biological process: regulation of insulin-like growth factor receptor signaling pathway. The coding region runs from base 403 to 1206 and encodes 267 amino acids. Gene Ontology annotation, molecular function: insulin-like growth factor I binding; fibronectin binding; insulin-like growth factor II binding. The record is from RefSeq and is a predicted model, not a curated record. Gene Ontology annotation, cellular component: extracellular region. NCBI's taxonomy places the organism in Eukaryota, Metazoa, Chordata, Actinopteri, Batrachoidiformes, Batrachoididae.